Messenger RNA from Colletotrichum gloeosporioides, 4527 nucleotides. Its product is annotated as Regulator of drug sensitivity 2. The record is from RefSeq and is a predicted model, not a curated record. Gene Ontology annotation, biological process: meiotic cell cycle; regulation of synaptonemal complex assembly. Lineage: Eukaryota; Fungi; Ascomycota; Sordariomycetes; Glomerellales; Glomerellaceae. The transcript has 14 exons. Gene Ontology annotation, molecular function: protein binding. Bases 1 to 4527 code for a protein of 1508 amino acids.
AUGGAUAAGAACGGCGCCAAGGACGUCAAGUCCGAGUCGCAAGACGAACACAAGGAGAAGCGCGACAAGCCUGAGAACGGCAACCAUGUUCAGCCUUCCAAGAGCCCCAAGAAGCGCCGCAAGUUUGCUGCUGUCCAUCGUGUCCCCUCUGCCGGCUCCCCCGCUCGCGUGACUACACUAGCUAACCUCUGCUUCCCCUCCCAGCUUGCGUAUAUUGCCGGCGAUCUAUGCAUAAAGCGCAAUAUUGGCCACCUCUGCCAUGACGAGCCGCGCGAUCCCGACUCCAAGAAGGCAAAGAGCUCCCACGCCGCCUCCGCCGUUGACGACUCCGAGUCGACGCAGACCGAGCUCGCCGCUCGAGGCUCCAUCGACCAAUCCGCGGCCGGGUCCAUGGGCCCGCCGCCUCCUUUCGACAGGAAGGCGUCCGCUGCCUUUGGCGCUGCUGUCUUGGGCCAGGGCAACCCGCUGCACCUUGUGUCACCGAGCUCGGUGUCUGGCAUGCCGGGCAACGGCAGCAAUAUGAACCAAUUCGCCGGAUUCUCCGACGCGUGGUUGACGGCGCAGAACCACUACCACGACAUGCAAAGCUACCACCCCAACAACUACAUGAUCGCACCCGAAGUCACGCACGAGUUCAACCUGCUCAACGAUUUCCUGCAGACGAGCCUGCUCGAUGACGGCGGCAUCCUCUCCGACGAGUCCCAGAACAGCCCCGCCUUCAGCAGGUCAGCCGGCGCAAACGACAUGCUGCCCACCUUCGGCAACAACAGUAAUAACAACGGCGCCGCCAACAGCAACAGCAACAGAGCCACGGCCGCCAACGCGCUGUCGCAGAUGCUGCCGCCGCCGAACCUCGAGCAGGGCAAGUCGAUAUCGCGCCCCGGCAGCGUCGUCCAGGGCGACAACAAGGACAAGGCGCGCGAGUACUACCUGCAGGCGGCGGACCCGUCGGGCAACGACACGCCCGAAGAGCGCAUGGACCGCGUGCUCAAGGCCAAGUACGAGGCGGGCUUGCUGAAGCCGUUCAACUACGUCAAGGGCUACGCGCGGCUGGGCACCUACCUCGACAGCCACAUCGCGCCGUCGUCGAAGCAGAAGAUUCUGCGCACGAUCGACCGCUUCCGGCCCAAGUUCCGCGAGAAGGCGCAGGCGCUGACGGACAUGGAGCUGCUGUACGUCGAGAUGUGGUUCGAGAAGCAGCUGAUGGAGUACGACCGCGUGUUCGCGAGCAUGGCGGUGCCGGCGUGCUGUUGGAGGCGGACGGGCGAGAUUUUCAGGGGGAAUAAUGAGAUGGCGGAGCUGCUGCAUGUGCCGGUUGAGAACUUGAGAGACGGCAAGAUCUCUCUGCAUGAGAUUCUCACGGAAGAGUCUCUGGUGCGAUACUGGGAGGAGUUUGGGACGAUAGCUUUCGAUCCCGCCCACGAUACGUUACUCACGGCCUGCACGCUGAAAAGCCCGGACGACAAGUCGACAGAUCCGGUCAUUAACUGCUGCUUUUCAUUCAUGAUUCAACGAGACAAUCAUAAGAUCCCUACACUCAUCAUCGGCAACUUCCUGCCCAAUGAUCUUCCAGCCCGUCCGCGAAGUAUCCAGUAUGCCUCCCAGAGACCUGCCAAGGCCGUGGGACUCCCCCAGGCCGGCAUCAACAAACCUUCCCAGGCCAGAGAGUGCCGGAAGGACAACCCAGCUCAUAGGUUCGUGAUACCACUCUGUUGUUCCGCCAUCCGUGUGCUGAUCGACGAAGCCUUCGCCGACAACCUCCUCAAGCGUCUCCCCGAAGCCCGAGACCCCCCAGCAAUCGACACACUCCACGAGGAGCUCAUGAAGAAGCUCAACAACACCCACGGCUUCCCCAAUCUGCCACGAGGAAAGUCCAGGAGCCAGAGAAACGAGCUGGAUCGGAAGGGGACAGAGCUAUGGAACCUGUGCACGAGACUCCGCCGCGACGAGAUGCCCGGAGAGCCGCCGACGCGGAAGAAGUUGUUGCUUCGGGCUCGGGUGUUUGCGUUCUUGAUGAUUGAUAUUGCGAGGUUCUGGAAGGUGGCGGAGGAUGCGCGGCCGGAGGACUGGAUGCCCCUGGCGGAUGUGGUGCAUUUGAUGAGGCUGGCGCUGAAGGCUGGGAAGAUGUGCCUUGAUGACUGCGGUGCGAAGUUUGCCAACACUGUGUUUCUGAAGGCUUCGAAUUACAGCGAUCUCCUGGGAAGACUGACACAGACCAUGCUGGGACCUGACGAUUUGGCGGAGUGCAAGAGGUUGGAGUCGGAGUACUACAUUCUACGGACCGCAAUGUGCUGGAAGGAGGGAAACCUCAAUGUUGCCGACUUCAUGUACGACAAGGGCCAGCCGACGAUCCAGACGCUCGACCCCGGCUCUGCCGAACUGCUGGCGGAGGUUCUAUUCGAAAUUGGCAAGGACUUCUCCAAGAAGGGCGACUUCAAAAUGGCUGUCAAGUGGCUCGAGCGCGCGUACGAUAUCAUCAACAGCCAGGAGCUCGACCGUUUGUCGAGGGAGGCGCUCGAGCUGCGCCUCUCCGUGUGCCAGGCACAUAUCCACGCCCUUCUAGGGAUGAACACGCCCGAGGCUUUGCAGAAGGCGCAAGAUUUGGUCAGCUACGUGGAGCAGGAAGUUGGAGAGCAGCCGGUCGUGCUGCUGCUUCGUCUUGAGUUGCUGCAGAAAGCGCCGGCGGAGGUGUUUGACGUCGAGGCGUAUGCAGAUAUCUUGAAGCACAUGGUGCAGCGGUUCAACUUCUCGGAGGCGCAUUUCAAGUUACUCAUUCACCAUGCGCGCAAGCUUCACGACAAAAGCCCGUCGAUGGCCCUGCGUAUGGUGAAUGGAAUGCUGAAGAGCAAUAUUGUUUCUUCGGGACAAUACGAGUGGGUAGAGAGGCUCGUGCUGUUGAGGCUAUGGAUGGAGGAAAGCCAGAGGGACAGCGAGCUCGCUAUCGAUGAAUUGAUGAAUGUGUUGCGAGGUGUAGAGGCAAAUUUGACGCAGCCUUUCGGCGCGUCUGCCGCCGUUGCAGCUCUGACUAUUAUGUGGAAAAAGAUCGAGGUCAACUACAACCAAGGCCACUUCCAACUUGCCGAGGGCUGGUGUCGGAUCGCGUUGCAAAGCAUAUUUGAGAACGGAGGGCCGGCCAACAGGUCGAGGCUCUGCAGAAAGCUCAUCCUCUGCGCCCUGAAUCGCAACAAUACCGAAGGAGCACGACAAAUAUUCCAUGAGAUGCCAGGGGCGGCACGAAACGAGACCAUGACGCGGUACCUCAUGUAUAAGGUUGCACUCCAAACCAGGGAUCAUGACUUGGCGGCAGAUUGUCUGGAGCGAAUAGGGGCAGGCGCAGCUCAGGACCCCAACUUUCUCUAUGCCUGUGUUCUGGAGGCGCAGAAGGCAAGAGACAAAAUUUGCGCAGGGCAGGCCAUGAGGCAGCUGCUCGAAAGACACGAGUUCAACGAAGACUCGCCGAUACAUCUACCGGCACUGCUUCGCAGCAAUAUUCGAAUAUCCGUGGCGGCUGUGGAGGGAGAGAAGAGCUCAGCUCGGAAUGCUUGUAUUGAAGAGGUGGCUAGCUUAUUCGAACAAGCUGCCAGAGCAGUCCAAAGAGACCCCAGAGACAAGGAAGGACAUCGUUUGUUUACAGUCAGGGAGUUGGACUGGCUUUGCCAGAACGCUUACAACCUUGGUCUGAAGAACUCGUCAAACUGGGACCUUUAUCCUGUCUUGCGACUAUUUGCCUCUUGCCUUGAAAUUAUCAACCACUAUCCGUCGGAUCUACCAACGGACUCAAUGGUGGACCUCCGCUUCCGCACCAUGUUUAGUCAUUUCGUCAUGGCAGCCGGCAAGAUUUCAAUAGCUCGAACAGAAGAUAAUACGGAGAAGCAAUUACAGUGUUACCUGGAUGCAAGGAAGCACGUCAAGGCGUACGACGGCCUCUUCCAGGUGCAAGUAACAGCAGCAGACGCCCUCACCAAGAAGGAUUUGAACAUCAAACUUGCGGCGCUACUGGUUUUUGAUUUCGAGGCGGCGCUGGCUCUAAAAGAUUACGACGGCCUGGGAGAAAUCCUUCAGCUCGCGAGGUCGUGCAAGGAUGUCAGGUCGUGGAAGGCAAUUGGCGAUCUUGCGCUGGGCGGCAAACUACCUGGUGACAAAUUAUAUUCAACGCUGGGAAUCGUCGUCAAUGAGAUUUGGGAGCUUGAGAGCAUAAAGUGCGACAAACUGGCCAAGUAUACGCGGUGCAUGUUUCAAGCGGUGCGGUUGUUAGACGCGGAAUCGGGCCAGAAGGUCAUCUUACAGGCCAUCGGAGUGGCCAAGAGUGCUAAGGAGACCCCAAAUCCUUAUCCCACAGAAGAGCUAGAGUGGCUUGCAACGACGGCCUUCAACCAGGCCGUGGACUGUUACAACGAAAGGAGAUAUGAAGAGUGUCAGACGUGGGCAGACCUCGCAACCAACCUGGCGCACUAUGCCAGCGACGGAGGAGCACUGGAGAGGCAAUGUCACGAGAAAAGGGCGAAGCUUGACUUUGACAUGAAAUGA